Messenger RNA from Fusarium subglutinans, 1842 nucleotides. RefSeq lists its product as uncharacterized. NCBI's taxonomy places the organism in Eukaryota, Fungi, Ascomycota, Sordariomycetes, Hypocreales, Nectriaceae. The record is from RefSeq and is a predicted model, not a curated record. Bases 1 to 1842 code for a protein of 613 amino acids. The transcript is spliced from 2 exons.
AUGAUUCGAUUAUACAUUCUUCUCUGCCUCCUACCAUGUCUCUUCCUACCCACCCCUUUCACCCAUGCGGCCCUACUCCCUCGUCUCAAAGCUUCGUUCAGACUGCCAGGCGUAGUCUUCAGUGAACCAGUGGCUCGAUCUUUCAAGGUGGUGCCUUUUAAGGAGCUUCCUGGGGAAUCGCACCAUGGUCAUAAACUUCACCAAACUAUCGGCCUUGUGAAGCGAUUGGUUGAAGACCAGGGCGACAUGGUUGAGGUUACCGAAGAAGCUCUUCAGGAACUUCUGGAUCAGAUCAACAAACUCCAUGAGCAGGUGAACAACAUGAUGCCAUCUGGUGCAACGGACAAACAGCCUACUCUAGAGACAGGCACUUCGUCAGGAGGCCAGUCUGGUCAGUCCGAUCAAUUACCUGCAGGUUCUUCUAAUGAGUCUACUGGUGGCGAACAGUCUGAAGAGCCUGCCCCCUCUGGCAAAGCUGAUGUUCCUGAACCUGGCGUUGCUCCCGUUGUCGGGCCUCAGGCUCCGGGCGCUUCGGCUCAACUAGAUGCAUCGCAGAUAGAUACCGACAGGCAAGCAAAGACUGAGCUGGCGCAGCCUGCUGCAAAUCCCACCCAGACAGCAAAGGGCGAAUCUACUGAUCCGUCUAGCGAGCCUGAAGCUGAAAGGCUGUCUGGCAACAGCGCUGUCGUGACCCUGCCUGAGGUUGCAAAUGCUUCUGGAAAGGGUGACGUCGUGGAAUCAGGUGGUCGUCCCAAGAAUGCUGUCGCUCAACCGACUGGUGAGGUUCAGGCUUCGACGGGAACACAACUUAGGACAGCACAAGAUGUCGAACCAACAGAGGAAGGAAAGGCCAAAGAUUCUAGUAUCUCAUCUGCCAAGCAGGUUACUGAGGCUACCAGUACUGCGCCUGGGGGUGCAUUUGUUGAGAAUCCCGAUGACGUUGUCCAGACGGUCACGGCUAAUAUCAGCUUUGGCGGGCAGACUAGUACUUCAGCAAACAAGGAGACUCAGACGCCAUCCGGUGCCAAAGAUGAUGAGUGUGUUGACGAAGUAAGUGAUCUACCCCUCAUACGUCGAAAACCUAACUGCACACCAGGUAGUAGGAUCGAAUCCGCGAGCGAGCAAGCACAAGAUACCACGAUAACUGUCGUCCUCGUACCUACUCCAGAAGCAGAUCCUUCCAAAGCUUCUGCAACGGAAUCCGGGACACAGAUAACGAAAGACUCUCCCGCAACUGCCAAGGCCGAGGGAGCGGCUCCAGCGCUAGAGACAGAAGCCACCUCCACCCCGGACAUCAACACUGGAGACUCUCAGCAGCUUGCAGCACCAACCCUAUUCUCAAAUCCAUCUGCUGUUUAUAGCCCUGGGCCGACAGCGUUAAGCCUUAGAACUCUCGUUUUCACAUCAGUCCUUACAAGGUCUUCAACCAUCCUCGCAACUACUGUACGCACAGAGUUUGUUAAUGCAAAUCAACCAACUGCACCAUUGAAGGCCCCUGGCCAUGUUUUCAAGGAAGACGAAGACGCAGGCACGAAUGCAGCGUUCAACAAAGAUGGAAAGCUUGCUUUGGAGGAGAGUGUCAAUGAAGGAAGCACACCAGAAACUCUUAGAGGAACUCCUCUCGCGUUAGAGACUACAGCCAUUUUGACCACAACGACAACCACCAUCAGUUUGAGCCCUGUUGCCGUCAUGACAACCCCUGACCCCAGCCAAGAGGCUCUGUCUCUUUCUUCACCUUCAUCUCAUGAUGCUGAAGGUAUCAAUGGGACGUUCCGUGCAACACCAAACAGUGGAUUCAGAACAAUUCCGAGGUCGUCAGCUAGUCUGGCAGAGAGAGCAUAG